Molecule: messenger RNA, 1035 nt
Organism: Solanum tuberosum (potato)
Lineage: Eukaryota; Viridiplantae; Streptophyta; Magnoliopsida; Solanales; Solanaceae
Product: putative F-box/LRR-repeat protein At3g28410
Exons: 1
Coding region: 1-1035 (344 amino acids)
Molecular function (GO): protein binding
Source: RefSeq, a predicted model, not a curated record
AUGAUGAGAGCCACAUCUGACAUAUUGUCUGAUUGUCUCAUUCACAAAAUACUCUCUUUUCUUAGUUUUAAAGAAGCCACCAAGAUGAGCAUUCUCUCCAAAACAUGGUUACGAGCCUGGUCGACUCAUCCCAAUUUGGAAUUCAAAGUUGAUUAUCUUAAUGACAAUAUGAAAAAAGUGGAUAGUAUCAUGGAGAGAUAUCACGAUGGAAAAAUCCCUAUAGAAAGGUUUGAAUUAUCUGACUCUAGUUAUUCCCAAGAAAUUUUUCCUUUGUUUGAUAAGUGGCUUCACAUUGCUCUUCAGAAUGGUGUAAAAGAUAUCAUCUUUGGAGUUCCUCGCUAUACAUCAUACACCUUACCUAUUUUCACAAUCUUUGCAGCGAAAUCUUUAAGAGAAUUGGUUCUGAAUGGUUUUAAUUUGAAGCGUGUUCCGUUAUCUAGUGAUGUGGUGAACUACAAUUCGUUGAGAAAGCUUUCUCUUUCUUAUAUAAGUUUAGACGAUAACAUGCUCCAGACUCUACUUAAUAAAUGUUCAUUGAUUGUCAGUCUCGUCCUAGAGCAUUGUUUUGGGUUGGAAAAGAUUGAGUUGUUGAAUCUUCAAAGGAUCAAGUCAGUUACUAUUAAGACAUUUAGAAACCAACGUGUUAAAAUUGAAGCACCAACUCUUGAACACUUGUACUAUUUUGAUGCUGGGGAAGGGUAUCCUAUGUUGGAUAUUAUCAAUGCUCCAAAUUUGGUAUCACUAGAGUAUAUAGGAGAUCAAAUUCCUAAGACUUUUGUGGAUGCAAAUUUGCAAUGGAAUUGCCAUCCUAGAAAAGUCUUCCUUGUCACAACUAGUAAAAUGAUUUCAUGUUUUAUGGAUCGUUUAAUGAAUAUGAAGAGUUCGAGUCAUGAAAGCAGGCCUUUGCGUUGUAAAUUACAAGAAGUAACAACCUACAAAUUUGAUUGGGAAAAUCAGAACUGGCAUCCGGUAGAGUUAGAAAGUGGAAAGCUGGCUCUUUCUAGGGACAAAUUUUAUUUUUUAUUGGAUUGGUGA